AUGGGUUAUGUGCAAAAUAACAUCCUAAAUCAAGACGAUACUAAUUAUCUGAAUUAUGGCGGCAAUCGGAACCGUUAUCAUCAACCGCGGGGUCGUUGGUUCAGAACUAAUAACAACUACGGCUCCAACAAUCUGGGAUAUGCUCAGGGAUAUGAUGGCUAUGGCAAUGAUGGCUACCAGGGAGGUUAUCAAGGG
Oppiella nova is the source of this 195-nucleotide messenger RNA. NCBI's taxonomy places the organism in Eukaryota, Metazoa, Arthropoda, Arachnida, Sarcoptiformes, Oppiidae. The record is from the annotation of a GenBank genome assembly.